GUGGCCAGGACCGUGGUGGUUGAGGCUGGACUGGAGUAUGUAGUUAGAGGCAACAUCCGCCUUAAGGACCGCGUCAAGGGGGAAGUGUUGCUGAGCCCCACAAAGGGUUUCAUUGAGAAACAUAAAGUGUUAGUUGCUCGUGUCCUUGUUGAGGCCCAGUCUUCUAAAGGUGUGCCCCUCCGAAUCUUUAACCCUGGACAUACAGCCGUAACCAUCAGAAGGGGAGUUAUUGCAGGUUUCCUUCAGCCUGCGGAAGCCCUGGAACCGGCCGACACCACAGCCACGAUCAAACUGCUGGGACAGCCUACCGUUCCCCAGCACUUGCAAGAGCUAUAUGACCAGAGUGCAGCUGAGCUUGACCGUGAUGGACAGCUUCAGCUAGCCCAGCUGCUGUGCACUUAUGGCAGUGUGUUCUCUACCGGACCUGGUGACCUGGGCCGCACCAGUCUGGUGCAACAUGACAUCAUGACCCGGGCAGGAGCCGCUGUCAAGCAACCUCCACGUCGGAUGGCGCAAGGGAAGCAGCGAGACGCUGAUCAACAAGUGGAGCAGAGCCUUGAGGUUGGUUUGGCCCGUCGUAGUCAUAGCAGCUGGGCCUCACCCAUAGUGAUGGUUCGUAAAAAAGAUGGAACUUACCGCCUCUGCGUAGACUAUCGCGCCUUAAAUGACAGCACUAUCAAGGAUGCUUACCCAUUGCCCCGAAUCCAAGACACACUUGACACCCUCUCAACUGCUAAGUGGUUCAGUACCCUGGAUCUUGCCUCAGGCUACUGGCAAGUUGAACUGACCCCACGAGCCCGCCAUGCUGCAGCCUUCUGCACAAGGAAAGGGUUGUUUGAGUGGAAUGUGAUGCCGUUCGGAUUGUGUAACGCUCCGGCCACUUCUCAAAGGCUGAUGGACCGGGUGUUAGCUGGCCUUCAGUGGGAGACGUGCCUUGUGUAUUUGGAUGACAUUAUAGUGCUGGGUCGUGACGUGCCAGAGAUGCUGCAACGCCUUGGUCAGGUGUUUGAUAGGCUACACCAUGCCAACUUGAAAUUGAAGCCGGCCAAAUGCUGCCUUUUCCGCCGCCAGGUAGCCUAUCUGGGUCACAUUGUCUCGGAAGAAGGAGUGACCACAGACCCCAUGAAAAUACAGAAGGUGCAGGAGUGGCCGUCACCUACGUCCGUCCCGGAGGUCCGCCAGUUCAUCGGCCUGGCGUCGUACUAUCGGCGAUUUGUUCAAAACUUUGCAACAAUAGCAGAGCCCCUCCAUAACCUGACCAAGAAGUAUGCCCGGUUCCAGUGGACCUCCGAAUGUCAAGAAGCAUUCAAUAAACUUAAACAGCUGCUAACCACCACACCAGUCUUGGGCUACCCAUUGGAUGAGGGAAAUAUGAUACUGGACACCGAUGCUAGUGACACUGGUGUUGGUGCCGUCCUGUCCCAGCUUCAGCAAGGGAGGGAGCGUGUUCUGGCAUAUGGCAGUCGUAAAUUGUCAAAAACUGAACAGAAUUAUUGCACCACACGGAGGGAACUGCUAGCCGUGGUGGAGUUCACUUCACAUUUCCGACAGUACCUCCUGGGACGUCAUUUCACUGUGCGGACCGAUCAUAGCAGCCUUCAUUGGCUAACAAAAAUGAAGGAACCAGAAGGUCAACUUGCCAGGUGGCUGGAGAGGCUUGGAGAGUAUGAUUUUGAAAUAAUCCAUCGACCUGGUCGACUUCACAACAAUGCCGACAGCCUCUCUAGACAGCCUUGCCGGCAGUCCUGCCCUUGUAAACUCCCAGGCCUCGCCUCUCAGCCCAUAAAUGUUAGUCACCAAGCUGUACAGUGUGAUUUGGACUCUGUCAUCAGCAGGCAGAUACAGAGUCCAGUGGGGGUAGAAGGGCUACUAGCACCAACAGGGGCAUGUUCAGUGGGGGUAACUCAUGAAAUAAUUAAUGUGGCUAAAACCAACGAGCCUCCAUUUUUCUGUGGCUGGUCCCCAGAAGAACUACAUGAGGCCCAGACAGCUGACCCAGACAUCGCGCCUAUCCUGGCGUGGAUGGAAGUUGGUGCAGAGCGACCCACGUGGACUUCCAUUGCCCCAUACAGUCCAGCCACAAAAACAUAUUGGAGCCAGUGGAAGCGGCUCUACAUUCGAGAUGGCAUCUUGGUGAGACGGUUCUAUUGCCUGGAUGAUAUUCAGUUCUAUCCACAAAUAGUGUUACCUCGCACCUACCAGCCUGCAGUCAUGAAGCAGAUGCAUGACGGACCAAUUGGUGGGCAUUUUGGAGUGGAGCGCACGGUGGCACGGCUCCAAACAAGAUACUACUGGUACCACAUGAGAGAAGACGUCUCCCUCUACUGCCAGACCUGCAUAAGCUGUGCGUCCAAAGCAAGGCCCCGCAAGAUACCACAGGCUCCCAUGGGAAGUGUCAGGGUAGGGGCCCCUAUGGAGCGCAUUGCAUUGGAUAUUAUGGGGCCACUGAAUGAGACAGAGCGACGUAAGUCCUACAUACUGGUGAUACAGGACUAUUUCACUAAAUGGGUGGAAGCCUUUCCCCUGGCCGAUCAGAAAGCUGAAACGGUCGCUGAAGUGCUGGCUUCUGAGUGGGUGUGUCGCUACGGGGCUCCACACACACUGCACAGCGACCAAGGCCGAAAUUUUGAGUCUGAGGUGUUCCAGAAAAUGUGCUCAUUGUUCGGCAUUGAGAAGACACGGACCACACCGUUCCGACCACAGUCUGAUGGCCAAGUAGAAAGAUUCAAUUCCACCCUGAAACAGAUCCUGGCUACGACGGCUGAACGCUGCCAUUGGGACUGGGAUCUCAUGAUUCCUUAUGCAGUCAUGGCAUACAGAGCCACCAAGCAUAGCGCUACUCACUUCACCCCUAACUACAUGAUGUUCGGCCGGCAGGUGAGUGAGCCAGUGGACCUGGUAGCUGGCCUACCCCCUGACUCUGACACAGCCCUCACUGUUCCUGAGUACGUCCAACAACUCCGUCAACGGCUGGAGCUGGCACAUCAGAUCGCCAGAGAUUUACUUGGUGAAUCAGUGGAGCGUGCAAAGAGACAGUAUGACAAGAAUUGUUGCCGCACACAGUUUGAAAUCGGAGAUGCUGUGUGGUACCUCAUUAAGGGCACUCGGAAAGUCAAGAACAGAGUCAAGAAAUUUCUUCCAUCAUAUGAAGGGCCAUUCUUCAUACUGGGGCUACUUGAUGACCUUGUGUAUCGCAUCCAAAAGGGCCCAAAGACCAAAGCAAAAGUGGUUCAUCAUGACCAAUUGAAGCCCUAUCGCAGUCGUGAACCUCUGGACAACACCUGGGCCAUGGAGCUGGCCAAGGGCUGGGCACCUAUUGAGGUGCCGGCACCCAUCAUCAACAUGGAUUCUGCGGACCUGGAGUUGUCCGGCCUGUUCUCCAGCGCAGACCGGGGACAAUCAACCAGCUGCGCUCCUGUCCCAGCAUGGAAUGCUACUGCUGAUGAAACCACACCUCCUCUCGCCCCUGCUGACACUUCUUCCAUCGAGGAUGCUCAGGACAGUGGGGGUGGCACAGCAGAACCAUCCAGUCCGGACCAUCGCAGACCGAGCCGCAGACAGAGACCUCCAGACAGGUUUGGUGAAUGGGUGGCUCCCUGA
Messenger RNA from Sardina pilchardus (European sardine), 3600 nucleotides. RefSeq lists its product as uncharacterized. Gene Ontology annotation, molecular function: nucleic acid binding. The transcript has a single exon. Gene Ontology annotation, biological process: DNA integration. Bases 466 to 3600 code for a protein of 1044 amino acids. NCBI's taxonomy places the organism in Eukaryota, Metazoa, Chordata, Actinopteri, Clupeiformes, Clupeidae. The record is from RefSeq and is a predicted model, not a curated record.